Odocoileus virginianus texanus is the source of this 531-nucleotide messenger RNA. NCBI's taxonomy places the organism in Eukaryota, Metazoa, Chordata, Mammalia, Artiodactyla, Cervidae. The record is from RefSeq and is a predicted model, not a curated record.
AUGAGGCUCGGUCCUCCGCCCCGGUGGGGCGCGGAAGGGGACGCAGAACUGGACCUGGGCGCGGCGGCUACGGGACCAGGCACCCAACGUCUGCCAGGCCGGGGUGUCCUCGGGCCGCUGGGCCAGGGCCGGCGGGCCGUGGGGGCGGCCCUGCGUGCGCCUGCCAGCCUUGCGGGUCGGGGGCACGGGCUCGGGGCAGGGAGCUCCCGGCUGCCCCUCCCGCCGCCGCCGCCGCCUGGGGGCCCCGGGGCGCAGCCAGGCGCGGGUGUCCCGGGCCCGCCGCGGCGCACGCGGCGUCACCGCACCAUCUUUAGUGAGGAGCAGCUGCGGGCGCUGGAGGCCCUCUUUGCGCAAAACCAGUACCCCGACGUGGGCACGCGCGAGCGCCUGGCCGGCCGCAUCCGCCUGCGCGAGGAGCGCGUGGAGGUCUGGUUCAAGAACCGCCGGGCCAAGUGGCGACACCAGAAGCGCGCGUCGUCGUCCGCGCAGCUCCUAGCCGGACCCGAAAAGCCCCCGAAGGAGGGCUGCUGA